AUGGCCAAGGAAGUCGACUCAAAAGUCAACCCGGAGCAGCGGCGCCUCUCCUCACAGCCCGCCAGAGCAGCGGCGCCUCGCCCUCACUGCCCCCCAGAGCACCGGCGCCUCCUCCUCACUGCCCCCCGUAGCAGCGGUACCUCCCCCUCAUCUCCAUGCCAGGUGCCUGAGAUGAGUGUGACUGAGCUGCACCAGCUACUGCCGCCCCCUCACCAGCUCACCCCCUCCCGCUCUUCUCUUCUUAUCCCCUCAUCUGCAUGCCAGGUGCCUGAGAUGAGUCUGCACCAGCUGCUGCCAUCCCAGCAGGUAGGGGGUGGGGGAGAGGGAUUGGGGACGAUUGGGGAGGCGGGUGGGACGGAAGUGAGGGGAGGUGGCGUGAGUGGGGGGGGGGUGAGGGGGCGUGAGUGGAGAGGGAGGAGGGGAAUCGGGGGGAGGAGGAGGGAGUUGGCAGGCGGCGGGCGGCGGGAGGUGGUGGUGGACACGCGCACAGAGAAAGAGACAGCAGUAUCAAUGAUUCCUGAGUCGACUCAAAAGUCACGGCAGGUAGUGGGGGUGGGUACUCGCAUUGAGGAGGAAGCCUCAAAGGUCACCUCGGCGGGUGGUGGUGGUGGACAUGCGCACAGAGGACGAUGCGGCAGUGUCGAUGAUUCUGGUGGCACACUGAAGCAGAGCGACUUCGAGCGGAUUAUGGGACGAUCCAGCGAUCAUCAACAUCUCUCCCGCAACUCCCUCGCGCACGCCUUUGUGUGCAAGCGCUGGUUCCGUCUCACGUGCCUCGCGCGCGUCUACCUCAAGGUUCCGCGCGCCGUGCACUCCGCGCAGCUUCUCUCCGCCGUAGACACAUUCCCGACAUUGUCACAACUCGAUAUAGCGGAGAACACCGUUCCGCACGCGACAGACGAACUCCUGCGCGGAAUUUCUGCACGCUGCCCCAGUCUCACGCGCCUGCUCAUCGGGUACCAGUUCCGCGCGCGCUUCUCCCCCGCAGGGCUCUCCGCGCUCUUCCGCGGGUGCGCACGCCUGCAGCAGCUCCGCCUGUUCUCCCUCAGCGGGAUCUCCGCGCUACCCGCGUCCCUCACGCUCCUCUCCCAGCUAGAAGUCCUCGAGUUAGGGGACGACCCGGCCUGGCGCGGAUUGGAUACGUUCACGAAACUGAUUGAACCCGAUAUAAGCCUAGAUUCGUUAAGCUGUAUGAGGAAGCUGGUUGUGAGCAGUCGCUGCUUUGAGAGCCUACCGUGGAGCAUCGGCGAGCUGACACGUUUGGAGCAUCUAGAAAUCCAUUCAGAGGUCCUUAGUUCGCUGCCCGGCAAUUUCGGGCAGCUAGGGUCGUUGGCGGUGCUGAAGCUCGAGGCCAAGUCUUUGGAGGAGCUGCCCGAGAGCCUGGGCAGGUUGAAAAACUUGCAGCGAUUGUGGCUGACAAACUGCGAGAGUCUGCCCAAACUUCCCGACUCGUUCGGGCAGCUUUCCAGCCUAUCCUUCCUCAGCAUACACCUCUGCGACCGGCUCCGGUCUCUCCCAGAAAGUUUCAGCUUCCUGCCCGCUUUGGAAACCCUAAAACUGCACGAGCUUUCGAGCCUGCGCACGCUGCCCGAACUCUUCGGGCACCUGCCGAAGCUGAGAGUCCUCGACAUGAGCACAUGCGGGGUGGUGCGCCUGCCCCUCUCCCUCUACCUCCUAGCCCGCUUGGAACGACUCAGCAUUGCAGCUCUCCCGGACCUCCCCCACGUGCCCCCCCUCACCGCGCAACUCCUCCCUCCACCACCCCGCCCGUCCCACGAAUCCCUUCCGCCUGGCACCGCCUCUGCAUCGCUUGCGCCUCCCUCCCCUUCCCAAGCGUCUUCGUCGGUUGCUCGGGGAGGCGUUUCUGGAGGAUCCUUUUCCGUCCCCCAUCAGAAUGUGAGUCAGGAGCAGGGGCAGGAUCAACAGAGGAGGGCGCGGCCUAUUGGGUUGCGUACUGGGUUGGGUGGGCGCAUGCAGGAAGAUGAGGAGGAGGAGGAGGAGGAGGAGGAGGAGGAGGAGGAGGAGGAGGAGGAGGAGGAGGAGGAGGAGGAGGAGGAGGAGGAGGAGGAGGAGGAGGAGGAGGAGGAGGAGGAGGAGGAGGAGGAGGAGGAGGAGGAGGAGGAGAGAGCGGAUGAGAUGCAGGAGGGGGUGGUGCAGCAGCAGCAGCAGCAGCAAGAGGAAGGGAGGCCAUGGGAAGGGGGGGAACAGCAGGAGGGGAAUCUGGCAGGGAACUACUCCCACUGGAGUGUGGGGAGGCAGUUUCCUUCGUCCUCGUUAGGGCUGUCCUCGUUAGUGAUACUAGAGAUGACGGACCACACUGGGAUCCUUGCCUUGCCCAAAGAUCUAGGCUGCCUGCCAAAGUUGGAGCUUCUCAGGCUGGUCAGACUGGACAAUUUCACUGUCCUGCCCGAUUCUCUCGGGCAGCUGAAAUCCCUGCGCAAGCUAAUGCUUUCUCAGCUGCCCAAUCUAGAGUACCUCCCUGCCUCUCUCCCACAACUGCCAUCCCUCGAACUGCUGGUCAUUCACCAAUGUGCCAACCUGGCAUCCCUGCCACGUGGCACAAUCUCAGGCCUUCGGAACCUGUCCAAGGUGGCACUUAUUGAGUGCACAAGCUUGUGCAGUCUGGAUAGUGAGGAGGGGAAGGCCAGCAGGGGCGGCACGGACACGUUACGGCAUGUGCUUGUGUUUGAUUGUGGCAUGAAGUCCCUUCCACCAUCUCUUCUACAUGUGGAGUCACUACAGACUGUACACUUUCGAAAUGGGGGGUGGUUUGGUUUUCCGGUGUUUUCAUUGCCGGAGGUGUACGGGUUUUCCAGUCAGCUGCCCGAGAGGAUGGGCAGCUUGGCCAACCUUCAGCAGCUGCGGUUGAGGGACUGCACAGGUUUGGUGUCACUGCCCGACUCUUUUGGGCAGCUCAGAAUAAAACUUUUGGAGCUCCAUAACUGUGCAUCUCUCACCGCCCUUCCCCAUACUUUUGGGUCGCUCUCCCAACUGCAGACCCUUCGCAUGAUCUGGGUGUAUCAUUUAUCCAGCCUGCCCGACUCCUUCAGGCAGCUCUCAAAUCUCCGUUUUCUGGAUCUGGAGCAGUGCACAGCUCUUCGAGACCUGCCCGGCCCGGUCGACUCCCCUUGCCUAGGCCAGAUAUGGCUGCCCGCUCUCGAAAGCCUUCGUCUGGUGGGACUCCGCCAUCUGGACUCUCUCCCUCCACUCGGGCAGCUGAAAAACCUUCGCAGGCUGACCGUGUCACUUCUGUGGAAGCUUGAGGAGCUUCCUCCGUCUCUCUCCCUGCUCUCCAACCUGCAAGCCCUAGUCAUCCAUGGCUGCUCGCAGCUCGAAUCCCUCCCACACAACAUCCCCUCUGCCUUGUCCUCUCUCUCCUCCCUCGCGAUUCGCUCCUGCCUCAGCAUUCAAGAUCUGGAUUUUCUUCCGUUCUGCAAUGGUGCUAUGGAGGCAUGUAGUGUGGGUGGGGUGGAGGGGUGGGUGAUCAGUGAAGCGGUGAAUUUCGAUGCGUUACGGUGCGACAAUGUGGAGGGGGAUUCUCCUCCUGAAGCUGAAAUGUGCACAUUAGCAGGUGCUGCCAGAGUCGCUGUGGCUGCUGCCAUCUCUCCAAUUUGUGCACCAUUUCAAUCACAAGCGGAUGGGCGGUAA
Closterium sp. NIES-65 is the source of this 3648-nucleotide messenger RNA. The record is from the annotation of a GenBank genome assembly. Lineage: Eukaryota; Viridiplantae; Streptophyta; Zygnematophyceae; Desmidiales; Closteriaceae.